Molecule: messenger RNA, 483 nt
Organism: Amborella trichopoda
Lineage: Eukaryota; Viridiplantae; Streptophyta; Magnoliopsida; Amborellales; Amborellaceae
Product: protein FAR1-RELATED SEQUENCE 6-like
Source: RefSeq, a predicted model, not a curated record
AUGGAUGCCUCAACAUCAGCAUCUCCUUCCUCUCCCCUCAACAUUACUAAUUCGAAAUAUGGGAAUGAGUGUGGUGCUCAGCGUAUAGUGGAUGAAGCUUGCCAUGAUUUUCCAUCUGAUGAGGACAUAGUUGUAAUAAAUGGAGAAGGAGAUCCGUUACUUAUAGAUGCUGAGGUAGCCUUAGCAAGAGGUGCAAGUAUCGAACCAACAAUAAAAAUGGUAUUUACUGACAAAAAUGAAGCUUAUGAUUAUUAUAAUAAGUACGCAAAAUUGGUAGGGUUUGGAAUAAUAAAGGGAAGGACCAUAUGGAAACAUGGUGGAAGAAUUAGUCGGAUUUUAGAAUGUUGUAGGCAAGGUUUUCAGAGUGAGAUGUAUGAUGGGAGUGAAAAUGCUCGCCCCUACACGAAAUGUGGAUGUCAGGCAAAGAUCCGCAUUAAGAAGAAUGAGAAGAAUAGAUGGCUUAUUGUGAAGGUUGUAAAAUAA